Molecule: messenger RNA, 429 nt
Organism: Acytostelium subglobosum LB1
Lineage: Eukaryota; Evosea; Eumycetozoa; Acytosteliales; Acytosteliaceae
Exons: 1
Cellular component (GO): oligosaccharyltransferase complex
Source: RefSeq, a predicted model, not a curated record
AUGAAUGCAUUAUUAGAAUUACCAUUCAGAUUCAUUAGAGUGCCAAGGAUGAGACUGAGAGUGCCACAUAUUGAGCCACCCUCACCAAUGGUCGUCUUUGCCUUUAUCUUCUUCACGUACUUCUUGGUCAGCAGUGGCCUCAUCUACGAUCUGAUCGUCGAGCCACCCUCAAUCGGUUACGAGCCCGAUGGAAAGGGUAACAGCAGACCACAGGUGUUCCAGAUGUAUCGUAUCAACGGACAGUACAUCAUCGAGGGUCUCUCUGCCGGCUUUGUCUUUGCGCUGGGCGCCAUUGGCUUCAUCAUACUCGAUCUCAACAAGAAGAAGAACAACAACUACCUCUUUAUCGCUGGUCUCGUAAUGAUCGUUGCCACCUACAACAUUGCCAUCGUCUUUAUCAGAAUGAAGAUCCCUGGUUAUGGUUACUUC